Purpureocillium lilacinum is the source of this 762-nucleotide messenger RNA. RefSeq lists its product as uncharacterized. Gene Ontology annotation, biological process: lipid metabolic process. The record is from RefSeq and is a predicted model, not a curated record. Lineage: Eukaryota; Fungi; Ascomycota; Sordariomycetes; Hypocreales; Ophiocordycipitaceae. Gene Ontology annotation, molecular function: phosphoric diester hydrolase activity.
AUGCCAGCGCUCAAGCAUGGCGCCAACGCCAUCGAAGUCGACUUCACGGCCCAGCAACAGGGCUGGUGGGCCGACCACGACCGCACACCCACGAGCAGGCGCGACACCGCCGAAGCCGUAUUGAAGACCAUUGCCGAUCAGCGCCGGCGCGGCAUGACCGUCGGUUUCGUGUGGUUCGACAUCAAGAACCCGGAUGCGUUCCCCGCCAGCAACAAGGCGGCCAGCAUCGAAGCUCUUCGCGAUCUCGCCCGCAAGCACCUCGAGCCGGUUGGCAUCGGAGCCCUCUACGGCUUCUACAACUGGACCGCCUGGGGCCGUGCAUAUGCCGUCGUCAGCGCCGACCUCCACAGAAACGAGGCACUCAACCACGAAGGCCCCGCGGCGCAGACGACUAGACUGUUCAAUACCCGCGGGCCUGCAAAUGUCGCGCAGCGCGUCUUAUCUGUUGGUGCUCUGUUUAAACCGUCCGACGACAUCGGCGUGUGCGCGAGCAACGGGGGUGGAAUCUGCCCGCAGCUGCGCAUAGGUGCUGCGUCGCAUGAGUUUGGCAAGGUGUUGGGAUGGACUGUUGUUCAGUACAGCGUGAAACAGGCGUAUCAAAUGAUGGGAGAAGCGGGUGUUGACGGGGUUUUCUACGGCUUCGCUGAGACCGACUACGCUGACCACAUGGACACACGCGGUGCGUUUGGGAUCGUGAGAGGCUGGCUUGACACGAACAAGGAUAAACGGUACCUCGCAACCAAUGCCGACAGGCUCUGGUGA